AUGAGCAACCUCGGCGGUGGCCUUCACACCGUCGACUGGAGCUCGCAAAAGCUCGCCCACUUCGAAAAGAACUUCUACGUCGAGGACAAGCGUGUCUCUUCGCGCAGCGAUCGCGAGAUCGAGGAGUUCCGCCGCCUGAAGGAGAUGAAGGUCCAGGGUCGCGACAUCCCCCGUCCCGUCACCUCGUUCGAGGAGAUUGGGUUCCCCGACUACAUCAUGAGCACUAUCCGCGCUCAGGGCUUCCCCUCGCCUACCCCCAUCCAGUGCCAGGCCUGGCCCAUGGCGCUCACCGGUCGUGACGUCGUCGCCAUCGCCCAGACUGGUUCGGGAAAGACUAUUUCAUUCGCACUCCCCGCCAUGUUGCAUAUCAAUGCGCAACCACUCCUGGCUCCUGGUGAUGGUCCUAUCGCUCUUAUCCUUGCUCCUACGCGUGAGCUGGCCGUUCAGAUCCAGCAGGAGUGCACGAAGUUUGGUUCCAACUCCCGCAUUCGUAACACCGCCAUCUACGGUGGUGCCCCCAAGGGCCCCCAGAUCCGUGAUCUCCAGCGUGGUGUUGAGAUCGUCAUCGCGACCCCCGGUCGCCUGAUUGACAUGCUUGAGUCUGGCAAAACCAACCUGCGCCGUAUCACCUACCUCGUCAUGGACGAGGCCGAUCGUAUGCUGGACAUGGGUUUCGAGCCCCAGAUCCGGAAGAUUGUCAGCCAGAUCCGCCCCGACAGGCAAACGUUGAUGUUCAGCGCCACCUGGCCCAAGGACGUCCAGAAGCUGGCUAACGACUUCUUGAAGGACUUCAUCCAGGUCAACAUUGGGUCCAUGGAGCUCACCGCGAACCACAGCAUCACCCAGAUCGUCGAAGUCGUCAGCGACUUCGAGAAGCGUGCCAAGCUCAUUAAGCAUCUCGACCAGAUCAGCCAGGAGAACGCGAAGGUGCUCAUCUUCGUUGGUACCAAGCGUGUUGCAGACGACAUCACCAAGUACCUCCGUCAAGAUGGGUGGCCAGCGUUGGCCAUCCACGGAGACAAGGAGCAGCGUGAGCGUGAUUGGGUCUUGGGCGAGUUCAAGGCGGGACGUUCGCCCAUCUUGAUUGCUACUGACGUAGCAUCACGUGGACUUGACGUGAAGGACGUCCGUUAUGUCAUUAACUACGAUUUCCCCAACAACUGCGAAGACUACAUCCAUCGUAUCGGUCGUACAGGGCGUGCCGGCACUACGGGAACGUCGUUCACCUACUUCACCACCGACAACGCCAAGCAGGCGCGUGAGCUCAUCGGCAUCUUGAAGGAGGCGAAGGCUGUUGUGCCUCCUCAGCUCGAAGAGAUGUCCAUGUACGGUGGUGGCGGCGGCGGACGCGGUCGUUACGGAGGUGGCGGUCGUGGUCGUGGUGGAGGUGGAGGUGGUGGUCGCUACGGCGGUGGUGGAGGCGGCGGCGGAGGCUAUGGCGGAGGAGGAGACAGCGGCUACGGCUCACGCGGCGACCGCUGGUGA
Messenger RNA from Trametes versicolor FP-101664 SS1, 1485 nucleotides. RefSeq names its product DEAD-domain-containing protein. The coding region runs from base 1 to 1485 and encodes 494 amino acids. Gene Ontology annotation, cellular component: nucleus; cytoplasm; ribonucleoprotein complex. NCBI's taxonomy places the organism in Eukaryota, Fungi, Basidiomycota, Agaricomycetes, Polyporales, Polyporaceae. The transcript has 9 exons. Gene Ontology annotation, molecular function: ATP binding; RNA binding; RNA helicase activity. Gene Ontology annotation, biological process: rRNA processing. The record is from RefSeq and is a predicted model, not a curated record.